CACUCGUUCAAACCUGAAAGCGAAGCGGCAUUUCGACAAGUUUCAAUUUACCUCCAAAACGCGCCCUUUUCAAAAAAGCUUCGGAGAUGGAGGCCGCGUCGAAGCCGUCGAGAGGCGCCGGAGGAAGGAAAGGCGGGGAGGGGAAGAAGAAGGUGCCGAAGUCGGUGAAAGCAGGGCUUCAGUUUCCGGUCGGCCGUGUCGCUCGCUAUCUGAAGAAGGGACGCUACUCUAAGCGCACCGGCGUAGGUGCUCCUGUUUAUCUCGCUGCCGUUCUCGAAUACCUAGCCGCUGAGGUUUUGGAGUUGGCGGGGAAUGCGGCGAGAGACAACAAGAAAAAUAGGAUCAAUCCGAGGCACGUGCUUUUGGCAGUGAGGAAUGAUGAGGAAUUGGGGAAAUUGCUGCAUGGAGUUACCAUCGCGAAUGGCGGUGUUCUGCCUAACAUUAACCCGGUUCUGCUGCCCAAGAAAUCUUCUGCUCCGGCUGAAACUGGUUCAAAAUCCCCCAAGAAGAAGGCCUAGGCUUUGUUUCUAGUUUUCUUACCCCUUGGGUUACCUGUAAUUAUUCUCGUCUUAGGAGGCUUUUAUUUGUUUUCCCCUUUUUAAUAUUGGCCUUUCUUAAGUAGACGUAAUUCGACAAAAUCUAAUGCAAAAGCUCUUUUUGUUCUCAAA
Diospyros lotus (date-plum) is the source of this 668-nucleotide messenger RNA. Its product is annotated as probable histone H2A.5. Gene Ontology annotation, molecular function: DNA binding; protein heterodimerization activity; structural constituent of chromatin. The record is from RefSeq and is a predicted model, not a curated record. Lineage: Eukaryota; Viridiplantae; Streptophyta; Magnoliopsida; Ericales; Ebenaceae. The transcript is spliced from 2 exons. The coding region runs from base 87 to 518 and encodes 143 amino acids. Gene Ontology annotation, cellular component: nucleosome.